This is a messenger RNA of Cooperia oncophora, 309 nucleotides long. Lineage: Eukaryota; Metazoa; Nematoda; Chromadorea; Rhabditida; Trichostrongylidae. The record is from the annotation of a GenBank genome assembly.
AUGCAAAGAAAUGCGCAUGAUUCCCCUGUAUAUCUUGUUUUUGGAAACGCUUUAGAAACUGAUAACUUGUAUCGCCUUCGAAGUAUAUUUUUACCGUUGGGAAAAAUUGGCGGUAAACCGUCAUGGCUUAACCCUCAAUGUCUUCCUACAACAGCUGACUUGCAGUGCAGUGUAUGUCAAAAGGCAAUGGCUUUUUUGAUUCAAAUUUACGCAACAGGUGAUAAUGAUCCUCCUCACGCUUUUCAUCGGACCUUAUUCGUCUUCAUCUGUCGUGAUCCAGAGUGCUCCAAGGUAUCCUUUAGCCUUUGA